Molecule: messenger RNA, 2073 nt
Organism: Alosa alosa (allis shad)
Lineage: Eukaryota; Metazoa; Chordata; Actinopteri; Clupeiformes; Clupeidae
Gene: adtrp1
Product: androgen dependent TFPI regulating protein 1
Exons: 6
Coding region: 51-782 (243 amino acids)
Cellular component (GO): endomembrane system; membrane
Source: RefSeq, a predicted model, not a curated record
UAUGGAAUCUUCAAACAUCUGAGCUUUUACGGAAGUAACGUCGGCUAAAAAUGGCUGCAACGGCUCUGGGUUGGAGGUCGUGUUUGUGUGUUCAUUUAGCGAUAUUUGGGUGGUAUGUUUUCACACUACGGGCUUAUUGCUCAUCAGAAAUAACAGAUCGAAAUCCAGGAGCGCAAACAUACGGAGGACGAUGGAAAUAUCUUACUUUUAUAAACCUGGUAAUGCAGACGGUCUUUUUUGGAUUAUGUGUUGUGACUGAUAUUGUACACAUGGCAGUAUCAAAUAAAGCUGCUCGUAGCGGACUUCCGUCUCUGCUAUUAGGAACGAGAGAUUAUAUCUUUACAGUCUUGGCAUUCCCAGUUGGUAUGUUUGUCUUCGCAUCAUUUUGGUCAAUCUACGCCUACAACCGGGAACUGGUAUAUCCAAAGUUUCUUGAUGAUAUUAUUCCAAUAUGGAUCAACCAUGCCUUGCACACCAUCAUUAUGCCUCUGCUCCUGGUGCAGAUGUAUCUCCAGCUUCACAAGUACCCCAGCCGAGCCAAAGCCAUCCUGAGCCUGGCUUUGUUUGCGGCUCUUUACCUGGCAUGGGUCCUUUGGGUGCACCAUGUGUCGGGGAUCUGGGUGUACCCCAUCAUGUCCCACCUGAGUCCCGUGGGGCUGGUGGUGUUUCUGGGGGUGGCCUCGCUGACCAUGGCCCCCCUCUACCUGCUGGGCGAGAAGAUGCACCAGCUCAUGUGGAGGACGGCGGGGGGAGGUGGUGGAAAAGGGAAGAAAAAGAAGUAGACAGUUUGGCUGUGAAAUAAACCUCAGCGAAGCGGACCCUGCAAGGAAGCCAGGAGUGGAAUGGACCAGAACAUAAGAAGGCAUUGAAAGCAUUUAAACCAGCACUGUCUAUGACAGAGGGACUCAGGUUUUCCUGUAUUAAGCUACCGGUACAUACUUUUCCCAGCACUGAACAGUCAUAAUGCCCAACUGUAACACAGCAAUCAAACAUGAAUCAGGAUGAGGACGGGACUGACUUAGCUUGCUGUUUCUAAAUGUAUGGUUUGCACAUGCAUUGUAGCAUGUCACAUUAAGGCAUUCUAUACAUGCUGAUUACUCAAGAUGCUGUUUUUUUUUUAUUUUAUAUUGGCCAGUUCAAUCAAUGUGUGCUGUGUUGUAUUUAAUCGCCCAAGUACAUUUAAAUGAAAUUCCUUUAAUAUAUUGCUAUUGUUGCCUAAAAUAGAUUGAAUGGUUGAAUAAAUAUGAUUUAUUCAAUAAAAUAUCCCUGACUUAUUUGUUUCUAUGCUGCAUAGCACAAUUUUGUGUUGCACUAUAAUAACAUAUUAGUUAUUAGUCAUUAGGCAAACAGGAGCUGACUGCUCCUACGUGAGGCCCUGGUCAUUUCAGCAGAUGAGGCACUUAUACUGGUCCUCCAUGGUCACAUAGUUUAGGCCUGGUUUUACCCAAUGUUUUCAUUGACUUGUUUUCAUUGACUAUGAUGUUCAAAUCACCAUCAAAAUGUCCUGGAUAAGUCUGUUACAGUGUGUGGAUUAGACUUGUCAAGUCACAUACCUCAAGAAGUUUUGCAUUCUGCCAGUGCAUUUAUUUUUUGUUAAGCAAAUUUGAAUAGUUGUUGAAUAGUAGUUGUUGUGAUCUGGAGUAAAAUCAGCUGAACUGUACACAAAUAGUGAUUGUUGAUGUUGAUUUUGCACCUAGCAUUACAAUAUCUGAUACACUGUCCUUAUUUUCUGUCCUAAACCUGUGAUUCCUAAAGUCCAGGUUGAACUCAAUUGUGGAUGCCUCAUCUGCUGUGGUGUGGUUUUUAGGCUCUACUGCGUCUUCUGUUAACAUGUAGGCAGCACACCAUGGCUUACUACUUGUUACAUCUUGUUUGUUUUCUGAAAUGUCUUGCAAUGUAUAACAUAACAUAAAAAGAGAAAAAGGGAGACUAUGAUACAACACACAGCUGAAAUAAUACAAUGUAACCCCUUCAUUAAUGCAUGUACUGUAAUAUCACGCUUGUUCUAUUAUCUGUGAAUGCCUGUCUAUUGAUCCAUUGGAAUUAUCCUAUAAAGGAACAAGUACUUUUGCA